AUGUCGAAAUCGGCUAGAGUCCUGUACUGGUUCCGCACCGACCUUCGGCUGCACGAUUCACCCGCUCUGCAAGCCGCACUCGACCUCAAGCCCGCCGCUCUCUUCCCAGUAUGGUGCUGGGAUCCCAACUACGUCUACAAGCACCGUGUCGGCAUCAACCGCUUCCGCUUCCUGCUCGAGUCGAUGAACGCACUCUCCAAGAACAUCACCUCCACUCAGUCCAAUUCGCAGCUCCUCGUCGUUCGCGGUGAACCUACUGAGCUCCUACCAGAGCUGUGGAAGCGAUGGAACAUCACACAUCUCGUCAUCGAAAAGGAUCCUUCCGCCUACGGAAGGAGGAGGGACAAGCUCAUCCGCGAAGCUGCAAAGAAGAGCAAGGUCGAAGUGGUCGCCGUCCAAGGUCAUCACUUGUACGACCCUGAGGAGGUUACCAAGAGGAACAAGGGGAAGCCGACAAUGUCGAUGAGCACGUUGCAGAAGAUCGUCUCGGACAUGGGCGAUGUGCCCAAACCAAUCGAUGCACCGAAGGAUCUUCCUCUGCCCACUUUGAAGGACUCCAAAUCAAAGUCACUCAAGGACACCUUGUCGGAGCUGGCGAGAUCACUCGAAGGUCUGCCGCACUACACCGGCAAAGGUCGCGAGGGUCCCGAGUCCGUCGAUCUCAACUCGACCGAACUGGGUGGACAGAGGGACAAAAAGGUCACCUGCUACGAUACCGUCAACGGUGAACCCUCGGAGCUGUUCUCCGUUCCCACGCUCGCAUCGAUCGGUAUGGAUGCUAGCAAAGUCAAAGACACCAUCAAAGGAGGAGAGCCGGUCGCACUCGAAAAGCUUGCAAACAUCUGCAAGGAUGCUGAAUACGUGGCUACUUUUGCCAAACCCAAGACGUCACCCGGGCAGUCUGCCGAAGACCCAUCCACCACGCUGCUCUCUCCUUACCUAAAAUUUGGCUGUUUGAGCGUUCGCAAGCUGUGGUGGGACGCCGAAGAGGCAAAGAAGAAGUACAAGGGCGGCAGCAAAACCGGACCACCCGAAAAUCUGAACGGUCAGUUGCUGUUCCGUGACAUGUAUGCCUGUGCCGAGCACGCCAUCGGUGACGCUUUCCAACGCGUCAAGGGCAACGAAGUCUGUCGAUACAUGGACUGGUACCUCCCAACUCACUACGACAAGAACGGAGAAGUCGUCCUUCCCCGUCCACCUGGAGACGCUGUGAGCGAGGCACGCUUGUCCGCAUACAAGCUCGGCCAGACCGGGUUUCCGUGGAUCGACGCCCUCAUGCGCCAGCUGCGCCUCGAAGGAUGGAUGCACCAUCUCGGACGUCACUCGGUCGCCGCCUUCUUGACCCGUGGACAGUGCUGGAUCUCCUGGGAACGAGGUGCCGAGAUCUUUGACGAGUACCUCAUCGACUGGGACCCUUGCUCCAACCCAGGCAACUGGAUGUGGCUCUCCUGCUCUGCCUUCUUCACCCAGUACUUCCGUCUCUACGGCCUAGCCACCUUCCCUGCCAAGUACGAUAAAACUGGUGCUCUCGUACGCAAAUACUGCCCCGAACUGGCCAAGUUUCCAGACAAGUACAUCUACGAACCAUUUAACGCUCCCAAGGACGUCCAGCAAAAAGCGGGCUGCAUCAUCGGCAAAGACUACCCUUUUCCCAUGUUGGAUGAGAAGGCGACGAAGGGCGAAAACAUGGAGAGGAUGAAGAUCUGCUACCAGGCAAACUUGCACGGAACGAGCAAGGAGGUGCUCGAGGGAAAGGCGGACGACAUGUUGAAGAAGCAGCACGGCUUCAAGGAUCCACCCAAGGAGUUCGAUUGGAACAACCGCCCUGGCUCUAAGAUUCCUGAUUGGGCGAAAGCGCCCAAGGGCGAAGAGCAUACGACCAAGGGCGCACCCGGUGGAGGAAACGGUGCGCCAGUCAAGCACGAGGACGAUGGACAUGAUUCCGACGAUGCUGUGUACGAACAGGAAGAUGAGCAGAAGGAGGAGAGGGGGAGCAAGAAGCGCAAACCAGCUGUCAAACAGGAAGAGGGGAAGAGCAAGAAGAAGAAGUAG
This is a messenger RNA of Pseudozyma hubeiensis SY62, 2052 nucleotides long. RefSeq lists its product as hypothetical. The record is from RefSeq and is a predicted model, not a curated record. Gene Ontology annotation, biological process: entrainment of circadian clock by photoperiod; circadian regulation of gene expression. Gene Ontology annotation, cellular component: nucleus; cytoplasm. Lineage: Eukaryota; Fungi; Basidiomycota; Ustilaginomycetes; Ustilaginales; Ustilaginaceae. Gene Ontology annotation, molecular function: FAD binding; DNA binding. The transcript has a single exon. The coding region runs from base 1 to 2052 and encodes 683 amino acids.